AUUCCUCCCUCGGUCGUCUUGCCUUCCGGUAGCGUGAAGAGCAGUGGCGUGAGAAAUGGAAGCGGCGGAGGAGAGCCCUACGGGGAGCAAAACCCAGGCGGAGACUCCAACCCCGGAGAUGCGAAGCCGGGCGGAGACUCCAAAUCCGGAGAAGAUCCCAGAUCCGGAGGAGACUCGAGGCCGAGGCGGGGAGGAGGCCCAAAGCGUGGGGGAGACGCAAAGCUCGUCUCCAGAUGCCUCCAUCAGUUUGGGCACUGGCACGGGCACCGACAAAGCUCUUGCCCCCGUGGAGGGCAAGAGGAAGAGGAAGGGGUACUUACCGACCAAGUCCGUGAAGAUCCUGCGCGACUGGCUCUACGAGCACCGCUUUAAGGCCUACCCUUCCGAGGCGGAGAAGCGCAUGCUGGCCGAGCAGACCAACCUGUCGUUCCUGCAGAUCUCCAACUGGUUCAUCAACGCCCGCAGGCGCCUUCUGCCAGAGAUGCUGCAGCUGGAUGAUAACGACCCAACAGAUCCCAGCCAGCACCGUCAAGGUGAAGACGUGGAUGCAGCCACCCUGCCGGGCAGCGAUCCAUCCAUGCGCGCCAAGUCUCCACCCAGGGAUGCAGACAGCAUGCCGGGCCUGCCUGUGAGCCCUCUGCCCAUGGGCCAGGCCUCCGGAGAGAAACUACUGGAUUCAGGGUCGGCCUCAAGCCAGACCCUUCCUCUGAAGGCAAAGAAGAAGGUCAGGUUCGCCCUCAACGAGCCCUUGUCAGCUCCCGAACCGGUGCCAUCAGAGGAGUACCAGGAUUUUAGUAGCUUCCAAAUGCUGGUUGACGCUGCAGUGCAAAAGGCAGCCGAGCUGGAGCUACAGAAGAAGCAAGAGCCGAAGUAAUCCGUGCCUGGGCACACCAUAGACUCAUUUAUGCUACUCCCCACCCUCCCAACCCCGAUAUUUACCUUCUACUGAGAUCACUUUCCUUCUAGGGUUUAUAUGAGAACCCCUGUUAACUAUUGAGAUUGAGUUCUGCCAGAUAUUUCAACAUUUCCAGAUGAAAGACACUAACUGGUCGUGAUUAACAACUGAAGCGAAGAUCGCUAUUGGUUCUUCUUAGUCCUGGAUCUCAACUUUUCCUAAGGACUAGCAUAUCUGAGACUAGAGACUAAUUUGAAACGUCAGAGAUUUCCAGCUUUCCUAGCCAAGUUUCUUGAUCCCAAGGCUGUUGCAGAUACCAAAGGACUCCCCUUUCUCCCUCUCCCCACUCCCUUGUUUAUUAGCAUGAAU
Messenger RNA from Tupaia belangeri chinensis (Chinese tree shrew), 1264 nucleotides. It is a transcript of the gene TGIF2LX, whose product is annotated as TGFB induced factor homeobox 2 like X-linked. The record is from RefSeq and is a predicted model, not a curated record. Gene Ontology annotation, molecular function: DNA binding. The coding region runs from base 56 to 874 and encodes 272 amino acids. Gene Ontology annotation, biological process: regulation of DNA-templated transcription. NCBI's taxonomy places the organism in Eukaryota, Metazoa, Chordata, Mammalia, Scandentia, Tupaiidae. The transcript has a single exon.